UUGAUGCGGAAGGAUUGUUCUACGUUUUUUGUCAUCGUCGCAUCAAAUAAUCGCGACUCGAUUUUGCCGCCGAUGAAGCUCUAGUCGUUGACAUUUGCACUCCGGUCGACAUUCGCACGCCGGAGAAAACGUUUGCACGGCGUUACUGCAGACGAUUGACGGCCGACUGAUCUAUUCACGCUGCCGAUCGCCUGUGGGGGCAUCCGUCAUCUGUCGCCAAACUUUUCAACGAGCGCCUCACCUUCAUCAUCAUCAUCGCAUCGCGGUGACUACAAGAGCAUCCCUGCCCGGUGCCGGCCGUCAAGAUGGCAGCAGCCCCUUGGUACGCCGGCGCCAACUCGACGUACGGCAACGGCAGCUUCAGUGACGACGAGCGCGAGGCGAUCAUCCACGAAACGCGCAUCGGCUUCAUCAUCAGCGGACAGCUGCUGCCGAUCAUCGGCGUCAUGGGAGUCGUCGGUAACUGUAUGUCGCUAGCGAUCCUCUGCCGACGCGAGAUGCGCUCGUCGAUCAACCUCUACCUAAGCGCGCUGAGCGUCUACGACACGCUGCUCAUCAUCACGGCGAUCCUCUGCUUCGCCUUCCCCGCGAUGCACAUGUACGACCAGCUGCACGCGCAGACGAACGUGCUUGCCGGCUACGUCGCCGUCUACCCGUUCAUGAUCCGCUACAUGUACCCGAUCGCGUUGUUCGCGCAGACGGGCUCCGUCUGGCUGACCGUCUCCGUGAGCGUCGAGCGUUACAUCGCCGUCUGUCACCCGCUGAAGGCGCGCUCGAUGUGCACGAUGUCGCGUGCGAAGACCGUCAUCUCGAUGGUGAGCGGCCUGUCGCUCGCCUACAACAUGCCGCGCUUCUGGGAGACGGACACUGAGGAGUGGACGGACCCGGUGACGAACGUCACCGUCGUCGAGCACUGCAAGUCGGAGCUGCGCAAGAACGAGAACUACUACGUCAUCUACUACGUGCUUAUGUACCUGCCGAUCAUGAACGUCGUGCCCUUCCUCGCGCUGGCGAUCUUCAACGUGCUCAUACUGCACGCCGUGCGCAAGGCGCGCAGCGAGCGCAUACAGAUGAGUCGGCGGCAGGAGAAGGACAUGAACACAGCAAUGAUGCUCAUCUGCAUCGUCGCCAUCUUCUUCGUCUGCAACACGAUGGCCGUCGUCAUCAACAUACUCGAGCUGGCGCGCCUGCUCUACGUCAGCGCGCUGAUGGUGCACUUCAGCAACCUGCUCGUCACCUUUAACUCGUCGAUCAACUUCAUCAUCUACUGCAUCUUCGGCAAGAAGUUCAAGCUGCUCUUUCUGAAGAUCUUCUGCCAGCGGCAGCCGGAGGCGCUCGCCUUCUCGCGCGCCUUCUCGAUGAAGAGCAUGUACGGCACCAGCUUCUACGAGCAUUCGGCCAGCGGCAGUUCCGUGUACCGGUCGAGUUGUCGCUCGCAGCGUACGAUACCGGGAAGCCUGGAGAGCUUAGCCAGCGGCCGGAGUCCGCGGCUGAGCAACGGCUUAGCGCGCGGCUACCGCCAUGCGAACUCGCGAACGCCGAACCAAUGUAAUAACGGCGUCGCGCCCGCAAGAGGACGUCGGAACUGCCCGAAGUCCAGCGACUCGCUGUACAUAAUAGUGUCGGAGGUGACGUCGUUGACCGAUCCCAAAGACAGCGUGCGCUUGUGAACGUGAAAGCUUCGCCUGCGGGCUUAGGACACGAUUAGCAUCGUUUCUGUACGAAAGAGUAUAUAUAUGCGUGUGCUCACGAAGCGCAGGGCGGACGUGUGGCAAAUACGACGAAGGUUACAACGCUACUGAUCACCUUGGCUCCAAAAAAUCAACCAACUGUUCAUAUAUCACGCACUUGCGACUUUGUACAACAUAGCCGUCUGCAGAUAAUGCUGGUAACAAUGCACGUUUCCGAGUUCAAAUCCCGAGUUUAAGCAAAUACCGCCGAUGGACACGUGAUUUCUUUCUAUAACAUGCAUAAUACCAGAAGUAGAUAAUAGGGAAUCUCUAAGGGGUCCCUAUUAUCUAGUUCUGAUAAUACUAACUGAAACUGAAAACUAAUCUCUGUGUAAUUACUGCCUGUUUCAUUACGCAAAUCUCUGUAUAGUUAGUGCCUGUCAUAUUACUCAUACCCAUACUAGUUAGUCGUACACUAUUACUAGCAGCACCGUCAAUGUACGGUCUAGGCUAAGUAGUAGCUUUGCAGAAAAGGUCAAUAACAGGGAGAAUUCGGCUCAUAAAAUACACAGCAUGUACGUUGUACCGGCUCACAUUCACCGGUUUUAUUUGCGCUCUUAUAUACAAAGCCGCACGUAAGCAAAUGUGAACCACGGAGAUUGGUAGGAAGUCGUGCAUGAAACGUCGCAUCAGAAAUAGCAAUCAUGUUUCAAUCGGCUCCUCUACCGACGAUACGGUUGUGAUUCAUGAACUUGCAAAUUCAAACGUGCAUGCAUGCGCGUGCAUCAUCUGAAUCUUUAUUCGCCUUCCGCUUCCAUUUAUCUACUGCCCACAUACUCGGGAGUGUAGUCUAAUGUGACGUACAUUUCUUAGUUGUCCGCUUUUAUCGUUCAAUUCUAUUCGCUAGUUUAGCUGUUUUCUCUACAUCGAAAACGUGUAAAUGCUUGUCUACAUGGCCAUCUCUUAUUAUAUAUAGCGGUAUAAUCGCUAUACAUUUCAAUAGCGAUAUCAACUGGAGAUAUUUUCGCCACAGUCUAGCCGGCAUGAUCUAUGCGUCUGAACGCUAAGUAUAAGAUCGGCCUUGCACGUAGUUAGCUAAUAGUUCUGUAAACUACAGGUAAACUAUUAUGUAUUCUAAUUUUGUUAAUGAUGUUACGUUAUUAAAUCUGCUCUCUGCCUUUUAUGUGAAAUGUCGUGUAUUUUCUUACCAUCGUAUUUUUUUAACCGUUAUCAUGAAAUUAAUGACCUUUAUAACAUCAACCGCCCUUUCUCAAGCUACUAUGCUCAAUGUACCGAGAAAAUUACAUCCGCCUAAUUUCUAAAUCGCCAGCGGCAAAAAAUUCCAUCUAAUUCUACUUAUAACUUGUCGGAGAAACUAAACUAUCGGAAUGAUUGUCCUCUAUUGGUCGACGGCUAUACGCGGGUUGUUAAAAACGUUGAACGUUUUUAACGACUUAGAGCAGCUUUAAAUUAUAAUAAUAAAAUGAGUUAAAGUUGUCUAUUAACUAAUGAAGCUUUCAUUGAUGAAGUUAUAAGAUGUUGUCAUUUGGCUGCUUAAAGUAACGUGUAUAGUAAGUACAUUGA
Molecule: messenger RNA, 3254 nt
Organism: Priapulus caudatus
Lineage: Eukaryota; Metazoa; Priapulida; Priapulimorpha; Priapulimorphida; Priapulidae
Product: FMRFamide receptor-like
Exons: 2
Coding region: 306-1670 (454 amino acids)
Biological process (GO): G protein-coupled receptor signaling pathway
Cellular component (GO): membrane
Molecular function (GO): G protein-coupled receptor activity
Source: RefSeq, a predicted model, not a curated record